AUGAAUUUGGCGAUUCAACUCCUCGAUAGCUAUCCUGAGCGUUGCGAUGCCAAUUUAAUAGGGUCAGCCAAUCAGUGUGCAUUGCGGGCUGACCAUUUUAAGAUAGCAUAUCAGAUGUCAAAGAUGUUGGAAUCGAAAUUCCCUGAUGAAUUGAAACCAUCGGAUAUCAUCUAG
Heterostelium album PN500 is the source of this 174-nucleotide messenger RNA. RefSeq lists its product as uncharacterized. Lineage: Eukaryota; Evosea; Eumycetozoa; Acytosteliales; Acytosteliaceae. Bases 1 to 174 code for a protein of 57 amino acids. The record is from RefSeq and is a predicted model, not a curated record. The transcript has a single exon.